UCGGCCGGCGACUAUGACUCGAGAACCAUCAGCGCAUCCGGUUAGUUAGUUAGUUUUUAAAGUAUGAAAAUUACUGGAACUAUCAGUUGUACACGUGCGAGUGAUCGUGAAACAUGAACGUCUAUAGUUUCUAUAAGCUUGCCUAAGACGAUUCAGUAUAAUCUUUACUCUGUACUUGAAAAAUUAUUAAUUUUUUUUCUGUUUUUUUUUUUUUUUGAAAAAAAUUUUCCCGAGAGCUUUUUAUUUAAAUGUUUGCGGUAAUUUUUUUUCUUUGAAAUUUGAAAUUCUGCGGAUUACUUCAAUCUCAAGAAAUAAUUGUUACAGACAAAUUCACCGGAAGUUUCAUCUCAAUGAAUCAUGGGAAAUUACCUGUUGAUUUAUGGCGGGAAAAAUCUACGCAGUUUAUAUUUUGAAAGCCAACUUUUUGAUAACACAAUUUGCGGGGGAAAAAACGGAAAUAACAUAACAAGAUAAUCCUCACGUCAUCGUAUACGUUUUUUUUUAUCAGCAUGUGAGAAUAUUUAUCGAAUACGAAUUGAUAAAAAGACCUCGUGAAAUUACAAAGUGAGAAGACAAUAAAGCUCUGAUUUAUUCACAGUGUUUUCGUGUGUGUAUAAAAUUCGUAAUGGCUGCCAGUAUCAUUAGUAGAUUUCAGUUUUUUGACAGUUAACAUAUACAAAGUGAAAAGAAAUGAUUUACUUUUGUUUGAAAUGAAAGAUUAUUUUGUGAAAAAGAAAGGAAUUGUGCAAAAAAAAAUAUAUCCUAAUCGACAGUACGAGCGCUACGAGUCGAUUUGUUGUUAUAAGGGAGAGAGAGAGAGAGCAUCGAGCAGCUGGUUUGUGUGUCUAUCGAAGGUAACGAGAUAGAAAUUCCAGGACACCUGUAAUCCGGAUGCAUAAAUACUUAUAUACUCUUAUAUCACUAGGAGAAAUUCAUUCUCUACCUUAUCCUCUUUGCGGUAUCGUAAAAGCAAUUGUAAAUGAACAAGGAUCAUUUCGAAGAUAAAGGUAGAAAGGACAAAUCAAACGAAAUGGUAGAUCCAGUAGAGGAGGCUAAUGAAAAAUACGACGAGUUUGAUAUAAUAAAAAUGCCGAUUGCAAGAACUUUAAGCAAAAGUCCUUUAAGUGACGAAGGAAUUGAAACAGAUUCCGAAAGAAAACGUUCUGUUAUGGGUCGAUGUUGGAGUUUUGAUUCAACAGUUCCAAGCGAUGAAGAUUUAUCGCAAAGUGAUCAGCAUAAUAGGAAACAAAAAUUACAAGUUACAAGAUGUUGUAGUUCUGAUAGUGCAGUUCUUAGUGAUGACGAUCAAUUGAAAGGCUGGGGAAAUCCAAUGUUAACGGACAAUGUUGAUUACGAGUCAAAUGAAGGAAGACCCAGAUAUUGGCGAACUCCAAGUGUUGUUGUGAGUGAUUAUUCGGAUUAUUCAUUUAUUGACGAGAGAUUCGAGAGAAGUGAUCUUGAUUUGGAAAAAUUUGGUGGACUCAGUGGAACGCCGAGUCAAGCGAGUAGUUGCUCCUGUCUUGAUUGUGAUGAAAUACGUGAAUUUCAAGAAGACAAUCAUCUUCUUAAAGUUUGCCGUGAUCGUCGUCAUUCUGAUUCAUGUUGUCUUUGCAUUAGUCCCACGGCCAUUUCGUCAACGAGAAAUCUUCAUGAAAAUGGUACAAGAAGAAAUUCCUGUUUGGGCUCGUCAAAUCCAUAUUUUACGAAGCUGCAAGAAGCAAAUCAGGAUUCACAUUAUGAACAUUCAAUUUCUACGGAACAUGAGAAAAAUUCUGCUAUUUUAUUAAAUAUCCCUCCAGUGAGAAAAAUAUCAGAUUGUUCGACAAAUUCAAGUUUGAGUGGAGAUGAAUUUGAGGUAACUGAACUUCAGCCAGUAAAACCUUCAAAGACAUCGGGUUGGAGAAAAUUGAGAAACAUUGUUCAUUGGACGCCAUUCUUUCAGACUUACAGGAAACAAAAAUAUCCUUGGGUGCAAUUGACUGGUCACCAAGGAAAUUUCAAAGCUGGACCAACUCCAGGAACUAUUUUAAAGAAACUGUGUCCACAAGAGGAGGCGUGCUUUCGUUUAUUAAUGCACGAUAUAUUGAGACCUUAUGUACCUGAAUUUAAAGGAGUCAUGGAUGUUCGAGAGGCGGAAGAAAGAAGUCAACAAGAAGUUGAUUCAAUGGUGACGAGGGAAGGUGAAAGUGAAGCAGAUAAAAGAACAGUUAUCUCUUCGUACCUUCAGCUUCAAGAUCUUUUGGGCGAUUUUGAGGAACCAUGCGUUAUGGAUUGCAAAGUUGGCGUUCGAACCUAUUUGGAAUCUGAACUCGCAAAAGCCAAAGAACGACCCAAGUUGCGAAAGGACAUGUACGAGAAAAUGGUACAAGUUGAUCCAAUGGCACCGAGUGCCGAAGAACGAAGACUUCAAGGCGUUACAAAGCCUCGAUAUAUGGUUUGGCGAGAAACAAUUUCGAGUACCGCGACUCUUGGUUUUCGAGUCGAAGGAAUCAAAUUAGCUCGCGGCGGUUCGACGAAAGACUUUAAAACGACACGAACUCGAGAACAGGUAACCGAAACGAUAAAACGAUUUGUGAACGGUUAUCCGCACGCAGUUCAAAAGUAUCUUCAACGAUUGAAAGCAAUUCGCGCGACACUAAAGGCAUCGCCAUUUUUUGCCUCACACGAAGUUGUGGGCUCGAGUCUUUUAUUUGUUCAUGACUCGCGAAAUGCUGGAAUUUGGAUGAUUGAUUUUGCAAAAACAUUGCCGUUGCCACAAAAUUUAUUAAGAAUUCAUCACGAUGCAGAAUGGCAAGUUGGAAAUCAUGAGGACGGUUAUUUAAUUGGAAUUAAUAAUUUAAUAAAUAUUUUUGAAGAUAUCAAGAAUUCUGAGACGUAAGAAAAAUUAAUUUUUUUUUCUCGAAAGAAACUUUAAACACUUUCCACUGCCAAGUUUUUUUUAAAAAAAAUAAAAACCAGUGGACCAAUUAUGUACUCUAGUGAAAAAAAAAAUGAAAAAUCGUGUAAAUAAUUCAAUCAGAAAAACGAGGACUUUUAAAGUGAGUGAUACACAUUGUGUUCAGACUUCAUGACGAAUAGAUCAAAAUUUACAUUUUUUACAUUAAAGGAAUUUAAUAUUCCCUAAAAGAAAAAGAAAAACUCGUUUGAAAAACGAGCAAAAAACAUUCAUUUACAAUUAAAGUUAUUUCUUCGAUUUAUUGGAAUUUUACAAUAAAUACGAGAAUUAAAAUAAUUAGUACGAAAACCAGACCAAAGACGCGGUGGCAUUUUUUUUUUGGUGUCGCCUAGAAACCUGAAAAUUUUGUACAUUUAGUUAAAAAAAAAAAAAGAAAAAAAUGAAAAAAAAGAAGAGCGUUAGACUGUAAUAUUAAUAGUUAAUUUAAUUUAAAGUUCGACGUAUACAUAAGUUUUUAAUUUAUAUUGCAAAUAACUUUAUAUGAAAUCAGUUUUUUGAUACAGAAUCUUCCGUAUUUUGUAAUCACAAACUGUAAAAUCAUUUUGUAAAUUACAUCAUCUCACACACACACACACUUUGUAUUCAUUUUUUGAUCACAAUCGCGUAAUAAAAAAAAACAACAUAUUUUAA
This is a messenger RNA of Leptopilina boulardi, 3586 nucleotides long. RefSeq names its product inositol-trisphosphate 3-kinase B (gene IP3K2). The transcript has 9 exons. The record is from RefSeq and is a predicted model, not a curated record. The coding region runs from base 980 to 2878 and encodes 632 amino acids. Gene Ontology annotation, cellular component: nucleus; cytoplasm. Lineage: Eukaryota; Metazoa; Arthropoda; Insecta; Hymenoptera; Figitidae. Gene Ontology annotation, biological process: inositol phosphate biosynthetic process. Gene Ontology annotation, molecular function: inositol-1,4,5-trisphosphate 3-kinase activity; inositol tetrakisphosphate kinase activity.